AUGGUUGUCACGAGGCGCGAUGGUGUUGAGAAUCGAGCUGCUGCCUCAGGGCCGGCGCCACCAACAGUGCAGGCAGGCAGGAUGAGGGAGCAGGCUAGACCGUCGCUGCAAGCGAAGCGAGAUCAAACGGGGAAGCCGCGGCUUCCACGACACCCACGACGACCCACUCCUAUCAUGAACAGGGCAAACAGCGGUACAGUCGACGCCUGCGUCCAGGGCAAAGAAUACGAUGGCAAGGACGGUGCGAACCACUCGGUACGACGAGUCUGGCCUGCAGCUUAG
This is a messenger RNA of Alternaria burnsii, 282 nucleotides long. RefSeq lists its product as uncharacterized. The transcript has 2 exons. The record is from RefSeq and is a predicted model, not a curated record. The coding region runs from base 1 to 282 and encodes 93 amino acids. Lineage: Eukaryota; Fungi; Ascomycota; Dothideomycetes; Pleosporales; Pleosporaceae.